Molecule: messenger RNA, 1738 nt
Organism: Melanotaenia boesemani (Boeseman's rainbowfish)
Lineage: Eukaryota; Metazoa; Chordata; Actinopteri; Atheriniformes; Melanotaeniidae
Gene: cenpn
Product: centromere protein N
Exons: 10
Coding region: 138-1175 (345 amino acids)
Biological process (GO): CENP-A containing chromatin assembly; chromosome segregation
Source: RefSeq, a predicted model, not a curated record
UCUUGUAGGCGGUUUAUUUCAGAAUUUGUGGGUUGGGAUUCUGUUUCCAUGCAAGUAAGAAGAAGUUUAAAGUUUACCUUCAGUCAAAAAUCUGUAUGAUAUUCAACAACUAGAUUUCAAUUAUUAAGCGAGGAAGAAUGGAUGACUCUACAAAAGUCUUACUGCAACGACUCAUGCGACGUAUACCGACUCAAAUGCUAAAAGCAACUCUCGACAAGUGGGGCCGUCUGACGGCAGCACAACGAAAAUGCUUGGAUUUUACUCAGUCAAAAUGGACCUUAACACAAAAACUACUCGCCGAUUGCGAGGAAAAUAAAUUGACAAUGAAGCACAUCACAGAACUCGAGAUGAUAUAUGUCAUUGAAAAUCCAAACCAGGGGUUGUGGUGCACUUUCAAGCUCAUGGACCCUGAGGAUGAUGCUCACUGCUUAGAGCUGACACAGUUCAAGGAACAGUUUAAAUCCCAUCUCAGUGAACUCAUAAGACAUGUGUCGAUCAAAAUAAAGAAGCACACAGAUGAAGCUGUGUGGAUUAGAAUCGCGUGGGGAGAGAGUUUCUCUCGGCCCAACCACCUGAAACCAACCUAUGUUGUUCACUAUCUUCAGACCCCUUAUGUUUUUGUGAGUGGUUUAAAAUCGAAGCUAAAGCCUCUGCUAUCCCAGGCUUUGACCCUUUCCACCAGACAUCAAGCAAUUAAGGACGCUAACCUCAGUGGGCGGAAGCUAACUGCCAUCAGAGACCUGCUGAUGAAGCAAUAUCAGCAAGUGUUUCCAACAAAGUAUCCCCGUCCUCUUUCAGAGAAGAAUCAAACUGUCUCGAACAUGCACAUAGAAAAAGAACAAGCUGAAGCUGCAGCAAACCGACAUCAGAUGGCCGGUGAGGCAUUUGGUGAAGGGGUGUUACCUCAACUACAGUCUGCAGUUUAUCAGCUGGAAACAAAGUUCAGAGACCCCACUAAUAAGACCAUGACAGCACGAGAAGAGCCAUUCAAAUGUGUUGUUAAAUUUUCAAGCACCAACCUCCUGGAGUCAUUCAGAAACUGUGCAUCCUCAGGAAUUGCUUCUACGCCUGUCACACCCCUCCUGUCAUCUAUUCCCUCAAAAGGAAGGAAUUAUUUUGUCAUCAAAGACAAUGCUCCUGCUCCCUCAUCACAGAUGCACCAAACACAUAACUGAUUGAGGCUGUCCUAUGACUUCAGAGACUCACAAUGGUGCCAGUUUUUUCAUCCUAUGCUCAGUCCAUCAGUUGUUUGCUCCUACCUUUCUGUUACUGGUCACUUUAUUGUUGCAGCUCUUGAAGAUUCAUAAAUUUCAGAAGCCAUAGAGGAUUUCCUCUGCUUAAUAAAGUGAAUUGUGUUGGAGGUAAACUGGCUUUACACAGUAGACAUAUGUAGUUUGAAAAAAAUCACUUUGUUUCAAUUGUAUUUUAACUGUGUACUACACAUUUGAAGGAAUAAGUUAAAAUAUGUGACAUAUGUCACAAUGAUGUUCAUAGCAUAUACAUACACACAAACAAAAGCAAAGCAAAGAGAGAGAGUGAAACUAUACUUUAAUGAUCAGUCAGACCUGUUUUAUGGCUGCAGCAUUCUGAGUAAGACAAAUAUAAGGCUUCAGUUUUGAAAAACCCUCAUUUUCGUACUUCAUCUUUUUUAUCAAUAUCUAUAAACCAAAAUUGACUUAAACUUGCUUUGCUGUAAUCUACAUGAGAUCUGUUUCAGUCUAUUCUUUAAAUAAAGAUU